This is a messenger RNA of Cordyceps fumosorosea ARSEF 2679, 1701 nucleotides long. RefSeq names its product serine/threonine-protein kinase RIO1. The record is from RefSeq and is a predicted model, not a curated record. Lineage: Eukaryota; Fungi; Ascomycota; Sordariomycetes; Hypocreales; Cordycipitaceae. Gene Ontology annotation, cellular component: cytosol; preribosome, small subunit precursor. The transcript has a single exon. Gene Ontology annotation, biological process: maturation of SSU-rRNA. Gene Ontology annotation, molecular function: protein serine/threonine kinase activity; ATP binding. The coding region runs from base 1 to 1701 and encodes 566 amino acids.
AUGGCAGCUUCUACCGAUGCUGCCCAAUCACCCGCGGCACCUCAUGAGCCCCCAUGCACCUACACCGCCAACAACGGCUACGACAACAACGGCAAUGACGAGAUCCCCGCGGGGCUGCGCCAAGCACACGAUGCCCAGCUGACAGAACACGAACGAAUCCAAAACUACUAUCUCUACGGCGAAGGCGGCUCCGACCUUGAAGACUACGACGAGCCGGACGACGCCAUCCUCGACGGCGCCUCGGGCAACCUAACCAAGACCUACAACCGCCAAAAGCACCAGCAAGACACAAAUGGCGGCGCCGGAGGCUCCAACCCGCAAAAGCCCACGGCCAACACCUUUGCCAGCGUCGACGACCAGGUCGCCGAGCUCUCCAAGCACGCCUCCAAGAUCCGCCUCGACAACGUCAAGGACGGCGAGGAGCGCGUCAAGGACAAGGCCGACCGCGCUACCACCGACCAGGUGCUCGACGCCCCGACCAAGAUGACUCUGCUGCAGAUGAUCAACGGCGGCUUCGUCUCCGAGAUUCACGGCGCCGUCAGCACCGGCAAGGAAGCCAACGUCUACGGCGCCAUCCUCGUCGACCACGACGCCGACCCCGACGCAGCCCCGGCCGUCACCCACCGCGCCGUCAAGGUGUACAAGACGGCCAUCCUCGUCUUCCGCGACCGCGAGCGCUAUAUCGCCGGCGAGCACCGCUUCAAGGGCGGCUUCGACAAGGGCAACACCCGCAAGAUGAUCAAGCUCUGGGCGCUCAAGGAAUUCCGCAACCUGCGCCGCCUGCACGCCGCCGGCGUCCCCUGCCCGGAGCCCGUCGCCCUCAAGCAAAACGUGCUCGUCAUGGGCUUCCUCGGCGACCGCCGCGGCUGGGCCUACCCGCGCCUGCACGACGCCGCGCUCUCCGGCGACGACGUUGACGAGCAGUGGCACCGCCUCUACGUCCAGCUGCUCGGCCUGGUCCGCCGCAUGUGGCGCGUCUGCCGCCUCGUCCACGCCGACCUGAGCGAGUACAACCUGCUAUACCACGACGGCCGCAUCUUUGUGAUUGACGUAUCGCAGAGCGUGGAGCCGGACCACCCGCGCGCCCUAGAGUUCCUCCGCAUGGACAUCAAGAACGUCGGCGACUUCUUCCGCCGCCGGGGCGUCCGCGUCCUGCCCGACCGCGCCGUCUUUAACUUCGUCACCGCCGUCGAGGGGCCAACUGGAGAGGACGCAGAGGCGGCCGCGGCGGCCGUAGAGAAGCUGUACGACGCGGUUGACGAGGCCGCCGAUGAGGACGCCGCGGCCCGCGACGAGGUCGACAACGAGGUCUUCCGCAACCAGUACAUCCCCCAGACCCUCGAGCAGGUCUACGACAUUGAAAAGGACGCCGCCGCGGUCCACCGCGGCCAGGGCAAGGACCUGGUCUACAGCAACCUCCUCGCGGACCAGGUGGUCGAGGGCGAGGCGGGCGAGGCCGGGAGCAGCGCCGCCUCUGACGACGACGACGAAGGCGCCUCUCUCGGCAGCGGCGCUGAUGAGGGGGACGAUGAGAGCCGCUUCGAGAAGGGGACACCCCGCGGACACCGCUUCGAGGACAAGGACGAGAAGCGCCUCCGCAAGCAGGCCGUCAAGGAGGCUAGGCGCGAGAAGCGUUCUGAGAAAAUGCCCAAGUACCAGAAGAAGGCGCUCGUGGCCAGUUCCUCCCGGAGAAAGAAAUAA